AUGAAUCUCAUAUCAAACGCCUCAAAAGUUUUCGAAUUAUGCAACAAAGUCACGGUGAAUAUCUGUUGCUAUAAGGGGAAGGAGUGUUGGGCCCGCACUCGAACGCCAGACGUCGUGGCUCCGCCUCUUUUCGAUAAGUUACCUCGGCUCAUCUUUUGUCCGCCGACGCAUCCGACUCCUGCUGUGCGGUAUCGUCAACUUUCUCAGUUUUUCCUUAUAAGGACAAUUAUUUUUUUUAUUCUUUUUAUCUCUUUUUUUAGACGAAAUAGAUUUCGUUUCUUCACCGAUCCUUUACUCGGCCAAAAACUGGCGCCCAACCCUAAAAAGAAAGCCAUUUUAUCUUUUUGCACUGGAUAUUCUGAAAAUCUGCAACUCCCAGAUAUUAGAUGAUGACGCUGAUAAUUGCAACUUGCACAACUCUCUAUUUCAUAAAAUAACCUUGAAUUCAAAAAUCGUUAUGCACGGCAUCAGAAGAGUUUAUCUGAAAUUUGAGACGUCUUUCAAUUUUUUUCGGUGUUCAGUAGAUGAAAAACUUUUUAGGUUUUUAUCUCGAUAUUUGAGAAAUAAUCAAGUAAAAAUAUAUAAAGACUUUCAGUUUGCAAUGAGGAAUGAUUUCUUUACUUGUUGGAAGUCAUUUUGCGAGAUUAUUGCUGCUUCAAAUUUUAUUAAUUGAAAAUAUGAAUUUUUACGGGGUUUUCUUAUUCACACGCUCUUUAUUUGUUUUCCAUAAAAAUCUCGAGAAUAUUAAUUCGAUCAUAAAAAAAGUUUUCUGUUUUGUUGGCGACUUUCCAUUUUCUUCUUCUUUUUCUGGUACAAGAUUUUUUUGGAUAUUUUUUUCGCAGAAUUUUCUUUUUUUCAAUAACCAGUUUGUUUUCUCAAAUAUUUUUUUUCAAAAGGGUCAAACUUUUUUCAACCUUUUGAUGAUCUUUUCUGUUGAACAGGUCGACAAACUUUUUUUCUUUCUUUUUUUUUUGUAACGAAAGUUUUCCUUUUUUGACUGUUGCCUUGAAAUUUAGAAUUGUCCAAUACUAACCGAAAAAAAUAAUCUAAAAAAAAAAAAUAACCUGAUGCUUAGAACCAAUUCUUCUCAUUUCUUCUUUAAGUGUUGCAAACUUCAACUUUUGUCUUUUUACUUGAACAAAAACCACCCCAUAUGGUCUAUCCGCUAUCAGCAACUCGCACAUUUUCUUCCAAAACAUGCUUGGAGCAAGCCACUCAGUGUCAAUUGCAAUUUACUCCGGCCGCGCACAGAUUUUCAUGUUGUGGUCAAGGCGAUAGUUUCACACAUCUGUCUUACAAAGCAAGAAAGGAAUCAUAUCAAAUUUGUUGAAUACAAAGGGAUUCAACGUUGGCGAUCAGCCGACGUGCUAAUUGGGCCGGCCGCUCGCCGAGGCUACGGUAGCAGCGGCUCCGCCUCUCCACCCCUCCUCGCCUCUUGCGCGCCGUUCUUCUCUUUUUUCCACAAGCUGUUCGGAUUCCUGUUGUGUUUUGUUAUUGUCUUGUGUACCUACAAAAGAAAUCAACACCUAUUCUUGAGCUUUCAGGCUUCAGAAGUCGUCAACGAUGGCUCGUUUCUCAAUUCGGGAGCUGUGUCCCGACCUCACUGAUGCAGUCGCCGACUCCCCUCCUUCAGGUUCGUACCUUAUCUUAGCCUCAUUUUCCUCAUCUUGCUUUGAUAAGAUAUUGUGUUUCUUGUUUGCCGUUGGAAAGAUAAUACAAAUAAUAGGGAGAAGGGUUAGAUUCGGUCGAAAAACCUUAGAAGAAGUCCAUAAAAGACGGGCAAAGGCUCGGAACGGCAAAAUUUUAAUCCUACAGGAAUUCAUCAAAGCUUCAUGAAACAAUGUUAUUUGUAUAUAGGUUUCCUUUUUUGGUUGAUUCAUUUUCUGCCUUUUUAUGUGAAUUUCGAGCUGUGAUGGGGAAAAUUCUUCGAAUAACUGUUAUAUAGAUAGUCAAAGAUCCAAAUUUUCCAAACUUUGCUCAGACAGUACGAUUCAUUCGGGUGGCUCUUACGGACACUUAAAAAAGAAUAUUUCUGAAAUUUGUGAUCAUUUUGAGCUUCCAAUGAGAUUUGCCUGUUUUAAAAUAUUUUUCAUUCUAACCGGCACUCUAGAAGAGUAGUUUUCAUACCCAAAUCGGACUCCUAAUCACACAAACUUGUUUUCUUAUCAAUAUUUCUGACCUAAGCGGCUUACUAUAUCCAAGUACGGUAGCUAUUUGCUUGGAAGCCGCGGGGCGCACUUGUUGUCGGAGGAUGAUUGAUGUUUGCCAUCGUGCUCGUUUUUCACAUCAAACCAAGCGACUCUCGUUUACACUAACGAGUAUGACAGUUCGCAUCAGUCGCCGGACAUGUCAGCAAACGGCACCGGAAAAGCUUGUCCAACACCGAAAGAAACUCAAGCUUUUUUACAGGAUCCAUGGCGUUGAGUUUCGACCAGUCACCGAGCUCUCUGAAGACCCCGCCUCUGGAGCUGAUGACGCCUUUGAAGACCGAAGAGGACGAUUUCGAUGAAGGAAUCGCUGAGGAUCGUUCUGAUAGUGGGGAGAGCUGCAUUAAGGUGAGCUGAAAAGAAUUCUGAGAAAACUGGGCAUGCGUCAUGAUGAUUUCAGAAGCUGUAUGGGAACUGAAAUUUUCCCACUACUAUCCUCUUUUUCUCUCAAUAUUUCAUAAAACACGGAUAAUCAAGGAUUAAAAAUAUUUCCCCAAACUUGCAAUUGAAAAUAAUUUUUUUAGAGACCUGUUGGGCUUCUGACUUAAUUGUGCUCACCGCAAGCUUGAAUGGAAACAAUUUUAAAGCUCUUUCCUCACUGAUUUUUGCUUACUAGUAAAAAAAAAUCCAGUUAUCAUAAGCCUGUUUCAUAUGAAGUUUGAUAAAGCCUCUUUAUCUGAUCCCAUUGUCAAAAAUUAGCCUUCAUUUAGCGUGGAGACAACAACUCAAAGAUUUUCAGGACGCUUCGAAAUCGCCCGAUGAGCUAAAGUCUGGAGAAGCAAAAAGUCCUUCGGCUGACAAACCACCAUACUCUUACAAUGCCCUGAUAAUGAUGGCCAUAAAAAACAGCAAGGAGAAAAGGUACAAAACCCCGAAAAAUCAUGAAUAAAAUAUAUAAGUUAAGGUUGACUCUUGCCGGCAUCUACGACUAUAUAAUUAGCAACUAUCCGUUCUAUCGGGAUAACAAGCAAGGCUGGCAGAACUCGAUCCGUCACAACCUCUCACUCAACAAGUGCUUUGUCAAAGUGCCGCGCAGUUUUGAUGACCCCGGCAAAGGUAAACUAUUUUUCCAUUAUUCAGAAGAGUUCUGGGUUUGAAACACAUUGAGAGUCCAAAAGUGGAAAAAAAAGUUGGAAAAAUUGUAGAAAAUAAUCGAAAGUCCUAUUCGAAUUUCCAUACACGUACAAAAUUUCGAAAAUUUUUCUCUAUUUUCAGAAUGUUUUUUUUCACAAACGCAGAUUUUCAGUUAGUUUAAUUUUAGACUGGUUUCGAAGAAAUACUAAAAUAACCACAAAUUUCUGUCCUAGCAUAAAUUUAUAUUCAUCUCUAGCGCAGUCCUUACAAUGGUUUCGAGGCCAAUGUAUUAUCUCAUAAGAAUUGCCCAGAAAAAACGAUCGUACCAUAUUUUCCGUCAAUUUUCGAUCGAAUCACAAUUUUUAAGGCUUGAAAUAUUCCACCUCAAUCUGAGUCAUUUGAAUGGUAUUAUGAUGAAACUUUGUACUUUUCUAAAACUUUUUCAAUUCCAGGAAACUAUUGGAUGCUCGAUGCAAACUGCGAAGACGAAGUGUUCAUUGGCGGCUCCACUGGAAAACUCCGCCGAAGGCCCUCUUCGAUGACUCGCGCUAGAUUUGACGCCUACAAACAGUACGGUGCAGCGGCGGCAGCUCUUUUCCCCAACUUCUUUGCUCCUCCGGUUCCAAACGCGGUCCGACCUCCCAACUUUCCCAAUCCUCCUUACAUCCGACCUGUGAUGCCUUUGGCCCCGAACAUUCCUCAGAUCUACCCUCAAGAAUUGCUCCAGUACUACCUCGCCCAGCAGACAGACAUGUUCCGCAAGUACUAG
This is a messenger RNA of Caenorhabditis auriculariae, 4050 nucleotides long. The record is from the annotation of a GenBank genome assembly. NCBI's taxonomy places the organism in Eukaryota, Metazoa, Nematoda, Chromadorea, Rhabditida, Rhabditidae.